ACAAAAACCUCAUGGAUUUCAAUCGGUAAUAUAUCGGUUGGAAUAUCGUAAUGAUCGGAGUUACUGAAAUGGUGAUGUGAUACCGUCGGCGUUAGCCUAUUGGAGAUGAUACAGGUGAAAUGAAGACCUCGCUGGAAUGUGAGCGGUCGGAGGCCGCUGAAAGUGGGGGAAAGGGACGGAUAUCCUUCAGCGUUGACUCUCUCCUGGGGAGUAAGAGUGAGACGCCUAGAGACACUCCGGAUGCUAUCAGCAAUGACGCGGAAAGCGCUGUUGAAACGGAUGAUAGUGACGUGGAUAUAGAGGACUUGGAGUCGAAUGUGGGUGAUGAACGCGACGAGAGAGACACGAAUGAUGGUGAGGAGAACGAGAGUAGGGGCGUGGUGGUACCACAGCCGCUGCUGCCGAGGUUGUACCAAGGGCACGCUCCACCGACCUGGCCCUUCGGUGCUUUUCCCUGGAUGACGCCUAACCCCAUGUUCCGUGCAGGAUCACCUGGUGGCCCCCCCGCCGGCCCACCAGUGGUCCGCUGCCAGCUCCGGAAGCACAAGCCCAACCGGAAGCCACGGACGCCGUUCACCACGCAGCAACUCCUUGCGCUAGAGAAGAAGUUCCGGGACAAGCAGUACUUGAGCAUCGCGGAGAGAGCGGAGUUCUCGUCGUCCUUACGACUCACGGAGACACAGGUCAAAAUAUGGUUUCAAAAUCGCCGGGCAAAAGCAAAGCGGCUUCAAGAAGCGGAAAUAGAGAAACUUCGGUUAUCAGCAAGGCCUCUUUUACCCCCAUCCUUCGCACUGUUCGGGGGCGGAGGGGCCCCGCCGCUGUUCGCAGCGAUGGCCGCUGCUAGCAGGCCUCAACUCAGCUUCCUAGGUGGCCCUCCCUCCCACCAACAUGCGAUAAAUAUGAAUAUCCUGAACUCUUUGCAGCCGCAUUGACAUCAGGGCCACGCGAUGACGCGUGACGGCCAUCCGCCAUCUUCCUAACAUGGAGGGCGAACUGACAUUGACAUUUCAAACAAUCGGAUACACGGACUAUUAAAGUGAUUUUAAUAAUUUAAAUAAUCGGAUACUCGGACAAUAUAAGUGAUUUCUAUAUUUUUGCAUCAAAAUUGCAGAACCGAUGCUUAAUUUCGCUAAGCAUUCGAUAAGAAAACACAGAUUUUGAAAAUAUACUCCAGCCACGGAGAGAUGUAUUUCUAAAUAGCUUUGCAAUUUU
Molecule: messenger RNA, 1212 nt
Organism: Pararge aegeria (speckled wood butterfly)
Lineage: Eukaryota; Metazoa; Arthropoda; Insecta; Lepidoptera; Nymphalidae
Product: muscle segmentation homeobox-like
Exons: 3
Coding region: 120-932 (270 amino acids)
Biological process (GO): regulation of transcription by RNA polymerase II; embryonic morphogenesis
Cellular component (GO): nucleus
Molecular function (GO): RNA polymerase II transcription regulatory region sequence-specific DNA binding; DNA-binding transcription factor activity, RNA polymerase II-specific
Source: RefSeq, a predicted model, not a curated record